CUUGUUACCAAAUAACUUGCAGCAGCCACCAUGGGAGGCUUCUAUGUUCUCGACCCUUAUACAGGGCAGAAGACAGUCGAAGACCUUGAAGAAGCUAUCCGAAAAUCAAAAUGCGCUGUAAACUUCAUGGGCCGGAAGACGAUUUCACUCAGCGAGCACAAACUUGAUCUUAGCGACGACACGAAGACAGUGGCGAAGAUUGCAAGAAAGUACGGCAUCAAGAUUUACUACCAUGAUCUCGACGAUGAGUUCCGCGGCUCUGAGGCUGGACAACUCGACAAGAGUUUCAAGAUUCUUGACCCCUUUUCCCAUAUUGUUACCGGCGGAACGGUGACCUAUCGACGUGGUGCCGUGGAUACGGGGCUACGGUCGCAUUACGACGCUGAGUGGCCGCUACUAUGGAAGUCCCUUUAUACAUCUCGGUUGCGUGAAGCCUAUUCUGCUCAUGUCGUGGUUGCCGGGGAGGAGGACGACGAUGGAAAAUGGACGAGCUACGCUCACUACCCCUUUCUUCUGAAGGAGGCUCAUUCAGCAUGGCCGGCAGUAGCAAUGCUUGUCUAUCUCGUUAGGAACUUCCCCUUGGACAAGGAGGAGCAGGAUAGCAUAGAGAGUGUAGCUGGGGCGCUGGACAAACACUUUCCGGGGUGGAGGACGUUGAAAUUCCGGUGACCUGUGAUCUUCCUACUCCUCGAUAGGGCGUGAGCAAAUCGCCCAAAAGAGCCUAGCUAGCCAGGUAGAGACAGGUCUUUGAGGGGACGCAUCUAUCUUGUAGCGAGGACCCGGUUGCUCCGACCUUCGAGCCGAGAGUUUCCAAUGGCAAGCAAGCCACACUCUCCGACCCCCUGUUAGUGCAGACACUCUCCAACCCCCUGUUA
Parathielavia appendiculata is the source of this 875-nucleotide messenger RNA. RefSeq lists its product as uncharacterized. The coding region runs from base 31 to 669 and encodes 212 amino acids. The transcript is spliced from 2 exons. Lineage: Eukaryota; Fungi; Ascomycota; Sordariomycetes; Sordariales; Chaetomiaceae. The record is from RefSeq and is a predicted model, not a curated record.